AUGAUUAUUUUUAUAUGUCUCAAAGUAUUCUUUAUAAUCUGUACAAUAGUAACUAUUCAUUAUUUACCAUUUUUUCAACAAAAUUCACUUCUACCUUCACGAUGUGUAUGUCGUAAUCAUUUAAAUCAAUCUGUCAAUUGGUUUAUUAUAUAUAAAUUACCACGUCUUGCACAUUCGAUUGAUCCAUUAAUUGUAAAUGGUACUGGUUAUAUUUAUUUAGAUAGUUCAUUAACAUUAGAUCAAUGGCAUUUAUCAUCUGAAAGUAUUACAUCAUCUUUAUCGUUAACUGGUUUAACAUUAGAAUCAUUACAUAAAUCAAAAGAUAAUUCAUUUAUAUUUUAUAAUGAUCAACCACCAAAUCAACCAUUUUCUCUUAUAUAUGGUCAUUCAAAAGGUGUUUUAGCUUUUGGAGAUAAAACACAAACUGGUUUUUGGCUUGUUCAUAGUGUACCUCAUUUUCCUCCAGUUAUUGAACAAGGCUAUGGAUAUCCAGAUUCAGGUCGUAUAUAUGGUCAAACAAUGUUAUGUGUAACAUUCAAUGCAUCGGCUUCUUUAUCUAAUAAUUCGAUUGAUUUACUAUCAACACAUUUUCUCUUUACACGACCAUUAGUAUAUACUUCAAGUUUAACAUUAUUAGCAACUCAACGUUAUUCUUUACUUGCUAAUGGUAUAAUUCCAGAUAAAAUCCAUAUAACAGAUCCACCGUAUACUUACUUUCAUUUAUUAAAAACAUUUUCAUUUGAAAUUUUAACAUUUGCUAAAUAUGGUUUAGCUAAUAUUGAUAUGUUAAGUGAAUUUAUUGUACCAUCACUUCGUACAUCAAUGUUAAGUGAAACAUGGUCAAAUGGUGGAGAAAUAAAUUUACCUUCGAAUUGUACUGGUGAAUAUUAUACAGAAAAUAUUGAAAAACUUUCAUUUAAUUUUACUGUUCAUAAUGAUCAUUCCAAAUGGCUUGUUAGCCGAAAUCAUACAUGGACUUGUAUUGGUGAUAUGAAUAGACAAAUUGAUCAAAAAAUCAGACAUGGUGGUUUUGCUUGUAUUAAUAAUAAAGAUAUUCAACAAAGAUUUAAACGAUUAGUACUACAGAUUGAACCAUGUCCGAUUAAAAGAUAA
Adineta steineri is the source of this 1113-nucleotide messenger RNA. The record is from the annotation of a GenBank genome assembly. NCBI's taxonomy places the organism in Eukaryota, Metazoa, Rotifera, Eurotatoria, Adinetida, Adinetidae.